CUGAUAGGAAGAGUGCUCAUCAGUCAUGUCAUCAGUGCUCACUCACGUUUGAGUUUUUGACCACAAAUAUGUUAUAAAUAUGGCUUGAUUCCGAACAUAAUGGAGGACCGUCGCAAAGGUUUGGGUUUGGACAGCGACAUGAUGAGCCGUGCGUUUCUUCUGGCUCGCGAAGCUCUAGAAGUUGGAGAAGUCCCCGUUGGCUGCGUUAUGGUUUACAAAAACGAAAUUGUGGCUCAGGGUAGGAACCAUGUCAACGAAUCGAAGAACGCCUGCAGACACGCCGAGUUUGAGUGCGUGGAUCAGGUUAUUUCCUGGUGCAAAAAGAAACAGUUGAAACCCGAGGAGGUGUUCCCUGGAAUUACCGUAUUCGUCACUGUAGAACCUUGCAUCAUGUGUGCGUCCGCUAUUAAGACUUUGGGAAUCUCCAGACUGGUGUUUGGCUGUUCAAAUGACAGGUUUGGUGGCUGUGGCUCUGUGCUGGAUAUUUUUGAAGACGGUGUAGGGAGCGUUGAAGUGUGUUCUGGAUUUAGAGCAAACGAAGCGAUAGAUCUGUUGAAAACGUUUUAUAUGGGUGAAAACCCCAAUGCUCCUGUACCGAAACCCAAAGCCAAUCGUCGACGUCGUGAUGCACAAAGUUCACCUGAAGCCAAACCUGUAGUUGACGAUUCAGUUGUAUGCAAUGUUUCUUCAUUUCACCAACAGGUGGUCAAGUGAUAAUAGUGAUCUAUUACAACAUG
Molecule: messenger RNA, 737 nt
Organism: Ornithodoros turicata
Lineage: Eukaryota; Metazoa; Arthropoda; Arachnida; Ixodida; Argasidae
Product: tRNA-specific adenosine deaminase 2-like
Exons: 1
Coding region: 100-714 (204 amino acids)
Biological process (GO): tRNA wobble adenosine to inosine editing
Cellular component (GO): cytoplasm; nucleus
Molecular function (GO): tRNA-specific adenosine-34 deaminase activity
Source: RefSeq, a predicted model, not a curated record